Molecule: messenger RNA, 1457 nt
Organism: Menidia menidia (Atlantic silverside)
Lineage: Eukaryota; Metazoa; Chordata; Actinopteri; Atheriniformes; Atherinopsidae
Source: the annotation of a GenBank genome assembly
ACUAAUUACUUUCCCCUGGUUUAGGAAUUGAUGGCCCCGCUGCUUUCCUCGGCUCAGACGCCCCUGAUCUGGGAAUGAAAAUCCAAAUCUUAUCCGUGAGCCAACCCCAUUCUCAAUCCCAGUCUCAGUCCCCUCGGUCUCAGUGCAAGCCUCAGUCUCAGCCCCAGUCGCCCGCUGCAGAUGAAACGGAGAGAGACGGAGACACAGAGACUCUGCUCGAGCCCAAGACAAGCAUCCAUGAGAUGUUAGAGAAACAAGGUCUGUGUGGAAGCAUGAACUUUGAUGAAGCCAGCGAGCCCGAGGACGACACGGAGGAAGAGCGGACGCGGUCGCAGUCCUCUCACACAGACGCCACCAGGCCCGACUCGGCUGCUAGUGGCAAAGACAUUCCAGAAAUGGUCACUCCUGGAUCCCCCACAGCAGAAAGCCUGUUAGCAGAUAUCGCUGACCUAGAGGAGUUUGUGUUGCGCCCCGCGCCCCAAGGUGUCACUGUGAAAUGCCGCAUCACCCGAGAUAAGAAGGGCAUGGAUCGUGGCCUCUACCCCACCUAUUUCAUGCAUAUGGAAAGAGAGGAUGGCAAGCGGGUGUUCUUGCUGGCAGGAAGAAAAAGAAAGAAAAGUAAAACAUCUAACUACCUUAUUUCGGUGGAUGCCACUGAUCUGUCAAGAGAGGGGGAGAGCUUUAUAGGUAAACUAAGGUCCAACCUCAUGGGCACCAAAUUCACAGUGUACAACAGCGGCACCAACCCCUGUAAAAACCCCGGGACUCUGCUGGAAGAAAGCGACACCCGGCAGGAGCUGGCUGCCAUCUGCUAUGAAACCAAUGUGCUGGGGUUCAAAGGGCCGCGUAAAAUGACUGUAAUCAUCCCCAGCAUGAACAUGAACUUCGAGAGAGUCCCUGUCAGGCCUCAGAACGAGCAGGAGAGCCUCCUGAGCAGGUGGCAGAAUCACUCGCUGGAGAACCUGAUCGAGCUGCACAACAAGGCUCCGGUGUGGAACGACGACACCCAGUCCUACGUGCUCAACUUCCACGGCCGCGUAACACAGGCCUCCGUGAAAAACUUUCAAAUAGUUCACGACAACGACCCUGACUACAUCGUCAUGCAGUUUGGUAGAGUGGCCGAAGACAUCUUCACGCUGGACUACAACUACCCCAUGUGCGCCCUUCAAGCCUUCGCCAUCGGCCUGUCGAGCUUCGACAGCAAGUUGGCCUGUGAGUAGGAACAGGCCUUCUGCCGGCUCACCUUGUGUCCUGCGUGCCCCCACCUGGCUCCUUUUCUUUGUUUUUGCUUACUUGUGCAGUGUCACAUGGGUUGUUUGGCAGCAUGUUGUAAUUGUAAAAAUGUGUGCACCUUUAAAAAGGGAAAAGCAAAGCUCUUGGUUCAUGGCUGCUGGAGACAGUUGCCUCUAGUACACCAAGAGAUAAAAGAAGUGAUGUCAUGUUUGUGACCUUGUUUG